Messenger RNA from Humulus lupulus (European hop), 2475 nucleotides. RefSeq lists its product as uncharacterized. Bases 1 to 2475 code for a protein of 824 amino acids. Lineage: Eukaryota; Viridiplantae; Streptophyta; Magnoliopsida; Rosales; Cannabaceae. The transcript has 5 exons. The record is from RefSeq and is a predicted model, not a curated record.
AUGUGGGAGUUUCACGGGGAAGAUAUCACAGAAGUAAACGAAGAUCAAGAAGAAGUAGAAUCAAACAGUGAAGAGGACAUACCAUAUGACAGUGAUGAUGAUGAAGACAAUGACGAUAUGAGACCAGCAUUAGAAGAUUUAGCUAGUCAAUAUCAUAGGAAGAGUGAUUUUGUGAACCUUGGAGAUUCAAAUGAGCACAAUGAUGAAAUGAAUACAUUGCCUGACUUAUUUGAAGAAGUUGAAAAGGAGUUAUACUUUGGAUGUACAACGUUCUCAAUCUUAACAUUUAUUGUUAAUCUAAUGCACAUUAAAGUGAUGUGUGGUUGGAGUAACAAAUCAUUUGAUUUGUUGCUCGACUUACUUUCGAAAGCAUUUCCCAAAGACAAUAAAAUUCCACGAUCUUAUUAUGACGCUAAGAAAAUGUUGCGUGAUCUUGGUUUAGGGUACGAAACUAUUCAUUAUGUGAGUAUGAUUGUGCUUUAUUUUGGAAAGAGAAUAAAAAUGCUGAAAGAUGUCCUAUAUGUGGUCUUGAAUGAUACAAAUUCCAAGGAACUAAAGAGACUUUUUAUGUCACGCCAUACAUCAUCUGAUAUGAGGUGGCAUAAAGAAGAACGUGUUGAUACAGAAGGUGUGCUUAGACACCCGGCAGAUGCAGAGGUUUGGAAGGAUUUUGAUAGACAAUAUCCAGAUUUUGCAAAAGAAUCUAGAAAUGUAAGGCUUGGAUUUGCAACAGAUGGGUUCAAUCCAUUCGGUGAUUUAUCAAACUCGUACAGUAUGUGGCCAGUGUUACUAAUGCCAUAUAACAUGCCGCCAUGGAGAUGCAUGAAGCAAGAAUUCUUAAUGAUGGCAUUAUUGAUUCUGGGACGUCGUGCUCCAGGAAAAGACAUAGAUGUCUAUUUACAACCUCUGAUCGAUGAGCUGAAAAAACUAUGGGAAAAUGGUGUACGUACUUUUGAUAUUAUUGAUAAAGAAUAUUUUACAAUGCGUGCAACAAUAUUGUGGACGAUCCAUGAUUUUCCAGCAUAUGGUACUGUAUCUGGGUAUAGCACUCAAGGUUAUAAAGCUUGUCCUGUUUGUGAAGAUGACACAUCUUCAUUUCGAAUAAGAGGAAAAACAUGUUUCAUGGGUCAUCGUCGAUAUUUGUGUCUGAACCACCAAUGGCGCAAUGAUAUGGAGUAUGAUGGGCAGAAAAAUAUAUGUGAUAGUGUAGUUGGUACAAUAUUUAGUAUUGAUGGGAAGUCUAAAGAUAUUGAAAAGGCAAGACUUGAUUUACAAGAUUUAAAUAUUCGUAAGCAGCUACACAUGAAAAAGAAGGGGAACAAAUGGUUCAAACCAGUAGCAUGCUAUACAUUAUCAGCGAAGGAACGACAAGAAUUUUGUACGUUCAUAAAGUCCGUAAAAUUUCCUGAUGGAUAUGCUGCAAAUAUUUCUCGGAAUGUUAACAUGAAAGAUGGAAAGUUAUUUGGGUUGAAAAGUCAUGAUUGUCAUAUUUUAUUACAGAGGUUGUUACCUAUUGGUUUAAGGCCAUAUUUGAAAAAGAAAGUAAUGGAUGCUAUUGUUGAGCUGUCAUUAUUCUUCAAAAAGCUAUGUGCGAGGACAUUAUAUGUGAAAGACUUAGACGAAUUGGAAAAGGGCGUUGUACUCACGCUGUGUAAAUUAGAAAGUAUAUUUCCUCCUGCCUUCUUUGAUGUGAUGAUUCAUCUUAUGGUUCACUUGCCAUUAGAAGCUAAGUUAGGUGGUCCAAUAAAAAAAAUGAAUGAAACAAUAUCUGGUAAAGCACAAGAAGAUUUGUAUGCAAUUGCAAUGCAACCAAGUUUUUUGGCUUGUACAUAUGCUGGUUGUAUGGUUAAUGGAGUUCGAUACCAUACAAAAAGUCAAGAUGAAAGACUUUUAACUCAAAACUACGGUGUUCACGUUGAAGCAGAAUAUGAUAGAAAUAUAUGUGAUUUUUAUGGUGUCAUCAAUGAAAUUUGGGAAGUACAUUACCUCUAUUUGAACAAAGUUAUAUUGUUCAAAUGCUCUUGGUACAAUACCAAUGGAAGUGAUAGAAUGUACUCUGAAUAUAACUUUACUAGUAUCAACAUCAACACAGAAUGGUUUGAAGAUGAAUCAUUUGUUCUUGCCAAUCAAGUAAGUUUGGUUUUUUAUUUGGAUGACAUUAAAAAAAGUAAAGAUAAUAAAGAUUGGAAAGUGGUACAAAAAGUAAAUCAUCGUCACGUCUGGGAUAUACCAUCAAAGCCAAUGGAUGGUGAAGUUGAUGAUGAAGAUCCAACUAUCAACAGUUCUGAAGCAUAUCAAGAAGAAUCUUCGAAUGACAUUGGCGUGAAUUUUGAUUCAACGACAAAUGAUACUAAUCUUAUUCGGGAUGAUAUUGAAGAUAUAGAAUGUGAUAAUCAUCAAUUGUUCAAUGAACUUCAAAUAAAUCAUAAUGAUCAAGUUCAAAGUGAUAUAAAUAGUGACGAUACCGAUGAAUAA